Triticum turgidum subsp. durum (durum wheat) is the source of this 3885-nucleotide messenger RNA. The record is from the annotation of a GenBank genome assembly. NCBI's taxonomy places the organism in Eukaryota, Viridiplantae, Streptophyta, Magnoliopsida, Poales, Poaceae.
AUGGCCAUCCCCGUCGAGGAGGCCAUCGCCGCCCUCUCCACCUUCUCCCUCGAGGACGAGCAGCCAGAUGUACAGGGGUUAGCCGUGCUCCUGUCAAGUGAAAGAUAUGCAACUAAUAGUCCUAUCGAGUACAGCGAUGUUGCUGCUUAUCGUCUAUCAUUAGGGGAAGAUACAAAAGCAAUCAACCAGCUGAAUACUCUGAUUCAAGAGGGAAAGGAAAUGGCUUCUUUGCUGUACACAUACCGUAGCUGUGUUAAGGCGCUACCUCAGCUGCCAGAUUCAAUGAAGCAUAGCCAGGCAGAUUUGUACCUAGAAACAUAUCAAGUUCUUGACUUGGAAAUGAGUCGUUUACGUGAAAUUCAGAGGUGGCAAGCAUCUGCUGCUUCAAAGUUGGCAGCUGAUAUGCAGAGGUUUUCUAGGCCCGAGAGACUGGUCAAUGGACCCACAGUCACUCAUUUUUGGUCUAUGCUGAAAUUGCUUGAUGUCCUACUACAGCUUGAUCAUCUUAAGAAUGCAAAAGCAAGUAUACCUAAUGAUUUUUCAUGGUACAAGAGAACAUUUACUCAAGUAAGCACCCAGUGGCAGGACACUGACACUAUGAGAGAAGAGCUGGAUGAUCUUCAGAUUUUUCUGAGCACCAGAUGGGCCAUCUUGUUAAAUUUGCAUGCUGAGAUGUUUCGGACAAAUACUGUUGAGGACAUUCUACAGGUCCUUAUAGUAUUCUGUGUGGAGUCAUUGGAAUUAGACUUUGCUCUUCUUUUCCCUGAGCGUCACACCCUACUUCGUGUCCUCCCAGUUUUGGUUGUUCUAGCAACCUCAUCGGAGAAAGAGAGCGAGUCACUCUAUAAGAGAGUCAAGAUAAACCGUCUUCUCAAUAUUUUCAAGAAUGAUCCAGUUAUUCCGGCAUUUCCAGAUCUGCAUUUAUCCCCUGCUGCAAUGUUGAAGGAAUUGUCAUCAUAUUUUCAAAAUUUCUCCAGUCAAAUUCGUCUUCUUACUCUUCCAGCUCCCCAUGAAAUUCCUCCUCGUGAGCUACAAGAAUAUCCUUUCUGCCAAAGGCAUUACCUGAUUCUGAACCACAUGGGAACUAUAAGAGCUGAGCAUGAUGACUUCUCUAUACGUUUUGCCUCUGCAAUGAACCAGAUGAUAACAUUGAAGUCAUCAGAUGGUGCAGACAAUGACUGGUCUAGGGAUAUUAAGGGGAACAUGUAUGAUACUGUUGUGGAAGGCUUCCAGCUUCUUAGUCGAUGGACUGGCAGGAUCUGGGAACAGUGUGCUUGGAAAUUUUCACGCCCUUGCAAAGAGCCACCUAUUUCAGAUUCUCAACAAGACUCAGCGACAUUUUUUGACUACGAAAAGGUAGUACGUUGGAACUAUACUGCAGAAGAAAGAAGGGCCCUGCUUGAAUUAAUCGGUUAUAUAAAGAGUAUUGGAUUGAUGAUGCAACAUUGUGACACCUUGGUGUCUGAAGCUUUGUGGGAAACAAUACAUAUGGAGGUCCAGGAUUUUGUACAGGAUAAACUAGAUACAAUGCUUCGUACAUCAUUUCGGAAGAAGAAGGACCUUUCUCGGAUUCUCUCUGAUAUGCGAACCCUCUCCGCAGAUUGGAUGGCCAACACCAGCAAGGCAGACCCAGAGCAGCAUUCGCUACACCAAGAAACUGAGGAAAUGAGGCAAAGCACAUUUUACCCGAGACCAGUUGCACCAACAGCUGCACAGAUUCAUUGUUUGCAAUUUCUCAUCUGUGAGCUUGUAUCUGGUGGCAAUCUGAGAAAACCUGGAGGGCUAUUUGGGAAUAGUAGCUCUGGAAUACCUGUGGAAGAUCUUAAACAGCUAGAGACGUUUUUCUACAAGCUCAGUUUUUUCUUGCAUAUUUUGGACUUUACAGCAACGAUUGGUACUCUAACUGAUCUUGGAUUUCUUUGGUUUCGAGAGUUCUACCUGGAAUCUUCCCGUGUUAUCCAGUUUCCAAUCGAAUGUUCCCUCCCCUGGAUGCUGGUGGAUCAUGUCAUUGAAUCUCAAGAUGCUGGCCUUCUUGAAAGCAUUUUGAUACCACUUGACCUCUACAAUGACUCUGCUCAACAUGCACUAACUUAUCUCAAACAGAGAUUUCUCUAUGACGAAAUUGAAGCUGAGGUCGAUCUUUCCUUUGAUCUUCUGGUUCAGAAGCUUAAUGAGGUCAUCUUUACAUAUUAUAAGAGUUGUGCAGCAAGUACUCUUCUUGAUAGUUCAUUUACCUAUGCAUGUGAUGAUGGUGAGAAGUACUUUGUCAAACCCUUGAGAUUUGAUGCAAUUUUCAAGCUAAGAAGAGUCAUGAUCUUAGGGAGGACAAUUGACUUAAGAAGUCUAAUUACUCAGAGAAUGAACAAACUGUUCCGAGAAAAUAUCGAUUUCCUACUGGAGCGCUUUGAAUAUGGAGAUCUAUGCGGUGUUGUAGAACUACAACAACUACUGGAUAUUUUGGAGCUUACACAUCAGUCAAUAUCAAGAUUUCUUGAACUGGAUUCUUACUCUCUUAUGAUUAGUGAAAUGCAAGAGAACCUUUCACUGGUUUCUUAUUCGAGUCGCAUCUCUUCUCAGAUAUGGAAUGAGAUGCAAACAGAUUUCUUGCCCAAUUUCAUCCUGUGUAAUACUACACAACGGUUUGUGAGAUCAUUAAAAGGAGCUCAUCACUCUUCUCAGCGAUCAGAUGCUUCUACUGGGAAACCUUACUUCUACUGUGGAUCGCAUGAUUUGACAAUGGCAUACCAGGGUCUUGCUGGUCUGUACCGUGACUUCUUUGGGAUCCCUCACAUGUUUGCAGUUGUUAAACUUCUUGGUUCCAGAUCAUUACCUGGUAUUAUCCGUGCUUUACUGGAUCAUAUAUCAAGUAAGAUAACAGCUAUGGUGCCAAAAGUAACAGGAUUGCAAGAAGCACUGCCAAAGUCUAUUGGACUUCUUUCGUUUGAUGGUGGUAUAUCAGGCUGCCAGAAGAUAAUUCAUGAAAUAUUGACAUGGGAAGCGAAAUUAGAUGUGAAAGUUGAAGUUCUUCAUGACCUUAAGGAAAUUGGAAGUGCUUUGUAUUGGAUGAGCCUUCUGGACAUUGUUUUGAGACAAAUCGACACUACACAGUUCAUGCAAUCAGCUCCAUGGCUGGGAUUGGUACCAGGAAAUGAUGGGCAAGUGAAGCAUGCCUACUCUGAUAAUACUCCAUUUACCACACUGCUCAGUGCUGCCACCAGUGCAGUUGCAUCGAGUCCUGCAUGCGCAAAUCCAUCUUCAUAUUUUGUCAUGUCAAAGCAGGCUGAAGCUGCUAGCCUAUUGUACAAGUCAAAUCUCAACUCAGGGAGCGUGCUGGAGUACGCUCUUGCUUUCACAAGUGCUGCCCUGGAUAGACAUUACAGCAAAUGGAGUGCAACUCCAAAGACAGGUUUCAUUGACAUAACCACAUCGAAGGACUUCUAUCGUGUUUUUAGUGGUCUUCAGUAUAGCUACUUGGAAGAUAGCAUGACCAAUCCUUCAAAGAAACGAGAAAUGUUGGGCGACUCUGUAGCAUGGGCUGGUUGUACUAUCAUGUACUUACUGGGGCAGCAGCUGCAUUUCGAGCUUUUCGAUUUCUCCUACCAAUUUCUCAACGUGGCAGAAAUAGAAACCGCAACGGUUUCACUUUACCAACCUGCGGAUAGGAGCAAAAGCCCAAAUAUCUUCCAAGGCUACGAGGUCAUCCUUGAAGCGAUGAGGAAGGCUAGGAGGCUGAACAACCACGUGUUCUCCAUGUUGAGAGCGCGGUGCCCCCUCGAGGACAAGGUUGCGUGUGCCAUCAAGCCGAGUGGGGCGCCCCUUCACCGCAUGAAGUUUGGCAACACAGUUUCUGCAUUCGAGACAUUGCCACAGAGAGCGAACUCGUAG